ACUAUAAUUCUUGUUUCUCUACUUAUUAUCCUGAUCAGUUGUGAUAAAGCAUAAAGAAAUACCGAGACGCACAUAUUACUGUUCAUCAAGAAAUUUGAGGGAGAAAAGUAUGGGGAGAGCACCUUGCUGUGACAAAGCCAAUGUGAAGAAAGGCCCAUGGGCGCCUGAAGAAGAUGCUACGCUUAAAGCGUAUAUCGAAGAACAUGGCACCGGCGGUAACUGGAUUGCUUUGCCUCAGAAAAUCGGUCUUAAGAGAUGUGGGAAAAGUUGUCGCCUUCGUUGGCUGAAUUAUCUCCGCCCGAAUAUCAAGCAUGGAGGUUUCUCUGAAGAAGAAGAUCGCAUAAUUUGCAGCCUAUAUGUUAGCAUAGGGAGCAGGUGGUCUAUAAUUGCAGCCCAGUUGCCUGGACGAACCGAUAAUGAUAUAAAGAACUAUUGGAAUACAAGGCUGAAGAAAAAAAUAUUAGGUAAGCAGCGAAAAGAUCUAAUUUAUCGAAGAAAGGGAGAUUUAUUAAUGAAGAAAGCUCGAUCGCCAUCGGAAAUUCCAUCAUCCAUAGUUGUUAGUGGCAAUGAAAACAUCAGCUCUCAAGAUCCGUAUUUGCCAGAGCUCCCGGUGAUGCCACCUAUGCCCUAUUUGAAUCAAGAACCAUGCUUUGUCAGCGAUCAUACAUCUGUACGGAAACUACUCAUCAAGCUUGGGGGGAGAUUUUCCUCUGAUGAUAAUGUUAAUCAAGUUCAAUCCAAUAUGGUCUCACAUUUUCCAAUUGACAAUAAUCUAAAUGAUCUUCAGGCAUCCUCACAAAAUGAUCAGAACUUUAUUGCAUGUAGUACUCCCGUGUCUUCUUCUUCAAUGUUGCUAAAUAGUCACUACAACAUAUUGCCUAUUCAGGAAGGGCAAAAUGGUACUUUCCCAUCAGCUUUUGAGGAAAUGUAUUAUAGUACCAACCCACAAAAACAACUGGAUGGUCUGGAGUUCUUGUACGGAGAUAUGUGUGAAGUAAACACAAGUGGAAGCAGCAGUGUUGUUACAUGUGGAGAUAGCAUCGAUUGGGGCGAGAUGAGUUCGCUAAGUAAUGUUAUGAACUCAACUAACCAUCAAUGAUCACUUCAAGCGGCGUUACUACAAGAUCGCGCUUACGAUGAUGACAUCGACAGCCUAGUUCUUUAAUUACAAGACGCGAAGAAGCUGUGAUCAAGGAAACCCUAAUUUCAUGGAAAAUGCUUGAAUUAAAAUUGCUAUUUUUACCCAAAAUGUGUUGAGGACUAAGUGUAUUUGUGUGUGUGUUUAUAUUGUUUGUAACAUUAACUGUUCAAUUCAUUUGGUAUCAAGUUUUAGUUGUUACAAUUUUUCA
Messenger RNA from Helianthus annuus (common sunflower), 1349 nucleotides. RefSeq names its product transcription factor RAX3. Bases 110 to 1099 code for a protein of 329 amino acids. NCBI's taxonomy places the organism in Eukaryota, Viridiplantae, Streptophyta, Magnoliopsida, Asterales, Asteraceae. The record is from RefSeq and is a predicted model, not a curated record. The transcript has 3 exons.